Messenger RNA from Gregarina niphandrodes, 1074 nucleotides. RefSeq lists its product as hypothetical. The coding region runs from base 1 to 1074 and encodes 357 amino acids. NCBI's taxonomy places the organism in Eukaryota, Apicomplexa, Conoidasida, Eugregarinorida, Gregarinidae. The record is from RefSeq and is a predicted model, not a curated record. The transcript has a single exon.
AUGAGAAGCACACCGUCCAUUAAGAAUGGCACUUUCUGCGCUGAAUGGGCGAUUGCUCUGCUGGGUGUGAAGGUAAUUUGUCCAUUCUGGGAUGAUGUGUCUGAUGACGAGACGCUUCAAUUGGUGCGACUGAGCCAUUUGUACGCGCUUGCUGGUUUUAGUCGUGAUUGGAAGUCCUCCCGAAAACUGGCCACCAUCUCGGUGACGGUGCAGUCUCUUCGCAAGAAUGGAAUAGAAUGUGCUCUGAGUGAGUCUGCCCUGAGUGCCCUGCUGGCCAGACGUCGCAACUGCUUAACGCCGACUCCUGGGUGUAAGCGUGUCCUGUCGCUGAUCAGGGCCGGCGAUGUGCCCUUCAUAGACACACGGCAGGUCGCCCCUGACUCCUUGGACCGGAUGCUUCACUAUCGAUUGUACAGGAAGCUGCGCUUCACUGACAAAGUCAUUGACUAUGAAUUCACCCAGGACGCUAAAGCCCUGGCCGCUAAAACCCGGGACGCUGAACAUGAUGACGUUUUCGUCGCUCUCAAGAUGAGGGCUGCGACUUAUUCAAAACCGGAGAGGACUCGAAUACCAGUGGCGACUUCAAGACCAGUGCCAGUCAAGACCAGUGUGGGGGCAUUCCCCCCCACACUUGAUGUCAGUCUUUCAUGGGAGAUUAGUCCCGUGCGGUGUCCCGCUUGUAAACAUGCCGCCGAACCUAUCAGCGAUUCAGUCGCUAAACAAGCACCUGUCAAAAGGCCAUUCAAGUGCGAUCUUUCGCCGUACUACCUGGUCCCGUUCGACCUCCAUGAUGAAGAGGUGGCUGUCCCGGAGCCGCUUGUGUUCCAGCUGUUAGGCAAAGACGUUGCGGAGGUGGUAGUCUCGGAUGUAGAGUCAACGAGCCCAGAGCUCACAACGCCCGCGGCUGCAGAGUGUAUGUCCCCUGUGGCCAUGAACCCAAGGAUAUUAGGAGCCUUGGACGAAGCCAUCGGUCGUUGCUGGGGCGCACAGUUGCUAAGAGGCCGGGCGUCCGAAGACCAAAAAAAUCUCAUUUGGGAGUGGCCUUCCGACCCGCGCUGGGCACAAGCCAGGUAG